Cylindrotheca closterium is the source of this 3285-nucleotide messenger RNA. The record is from the annotation of a GenBank genome assembly. Lineage: Eukaryota; Bacillariophyta; Bacillariophyceae; Bacillariales; Bacillariaceae.
AUGGAUGAAGAAAUGCUAGAGGCUGCUGUCCAAUUUGUGGACGAACUUGUUGAACUUGGGGUACUUCCAAGCAUCGAUGAAGGACUGACCGUCCUCACCAACGCCCCUCUAUUUGUGGUCGGGAAGGAUGGCCAACCGGGACAAUGGCGGGUAAUUGCCGACAUGCUACGGGGUGGUCAGAACGAUUGUGUUGGGCAGGACCCUGUCUUCAUGCCCAGGAUUGCUCACAUUGUGGACCAAAUGUACACUGAAGGAUACUCUGCAGUGGUCGACCUGUCCAAGUUCUUUUACAAUUUUCCGACACACCCAGAUGACCGACCGUACCUUGGUCUCCUACAUCCUAAGACCGCGGAGCUACUGACCUACUAUGGGCUAGCUAUGGGAGCCGGCAACAGUCCAGCCAUUGCCUGCCGAAUCGGUCUCGCCUUUGUACGACUUGUGAAGGAGAAAUUUGGCGUUUUCCAAGGUGAAGCCAGAGCUAACUGCUACUGGACGGGUCUACAAGCCAACGGAUUCGAUCCCAAGCUUGGCUAUGGAUUCAUCUUGACCUCCAACGAUGGAGGAGCUGUGCACAUCUGGGUCUGGGUGGACGACUUCCUCAUCCAUGGGCCCACGCACGAAAAGACAGCCCGAGGGCUGCAAUUCUUCUUGGACACGGCAGUUGACUGUGGAUUCCUCUUUCACCCAAAGAAAUUGGUACCGCCUCAGCAAGUUGUCAAGUACUGUGGUUUCCUCUUUGACACCACAGCUGUCCCUUGCCUUCGAAUCCCAGAAGCCAAGAAAGAAAGGGCACUGGCCAUAUGUGAUUACUUGAUCCAAUCUCCAAAGCACAAGAGGUGGUCCCGUCUUGGUCUUGCGGUUGCAGUCGGCGUUUUGGAGUCUCUUACAGAAGCAACUCCCCGGCGAUUGGGACAUACGCAUCUCAAAGAGUUCCACACCAUUGUCCACCCACCAGGACUUGGCAACGGAGCGGCACCCUACUACACUACCACCUUCCUCAACUCGGAGGUGCUCGACGAACUCCAUUGGUGGCGACAGUUCCUCACUCGGAGUGAAGGACGCUUUGUCAGAGGAUGGGAAGCUGCAACACUGGUUCCAACCUUUGGCGACGGAAGUGGAACUGGCACCGGAGGCACCAUACAACUCCCAAAUUGUGACUUUGAGAUGUGGCGAGGAAAAUGGAAACCAUCCAUCUACAUCUUCCCUUCUGUAUGGAAAGAGUUAGCGACCCUGAAAGAGACCCUGCUUCGAAUCAAAGAAAGCCCCCAUGCCCACCAGGUGAUUGGGACUACCGUUUUCUACUUCACUGACAACUCGGGAGUUUACUGGAUUGCCACCACAGGCUCUUCCCGGACACGCUCCCUCCACAAAUUGAUUAGCGAGAUCAGACUUCUUGAACUGGACCUGCAAUGUGUCCUCCAAGUUGUCCAUGUACCAGGCCGAGUGUUGAUCACCCAAGGGACUGAUGGCCUCAGUCGCGGCGUUUGGAUGUCGGCACUUCAAAACAUUAUGGAUUCUGAUAGACUGACUCAGGCUAUCUUUGAUCCAGUCCCCUUUGACAUGGCUUUGGUGUGGACCCACCUUCCACAAUCGGCCCCUGUGACGCAGUACAGAUCCUGGAACCAACCCUGGACAGCAUCCCUCUGCCUCCACCAAACCACAGUAUGGUGCCCACCGCCGGAGCUGGCCCGCCAGCUCCUCACCUUCUUGCUCAACUCGUGGGUUGAAUGCCCCUUCACCACCUCCGCGCUGCUCUUUGUCCCCAGAGUUGUUGAAGCUUCCUGGCAACACAUGUCUCGUUGGACAAGACUCCCAUUGCCGCCCCCUCUUGGCAUGCCGCCCAAGCCACACUUAUGCGCGGGUUGCCAGAGAGGGUUCAGCCGCAAGGAGACUGAGACACGGCUUCAAUGCACGUUUUCCGCUAAGGGAUUCGGCCGAUUCCGUGCCUGUGGCUCCACCUACCACCGUGACUGUUUCCGCGCUGGGGAACCCUUCAAGACUCGCCGCCUCCGCGAUGAAGGCUUGACCUUCCCCCGCCACGCCACCUGGCCCAACUUUGUCUGCGAAGCCUGCACUGUGCGACAGUACCUACAACGCGAAUUAGUUCGUGCCGACGACCUCCUCCUCUUGAUGUUGGAACGCGUCAGGAUGUUGGACAUCAUCUCCUCAUGGGCCAAAGGAACCCACGCUAGCUACAAGUCGAAACUGAGUAUUAUCCGCCAAUUUGAGACCAAUUUUGCCAUACAAGUAUUGCAGCCCACCGCUCUGCUGGAGCCCCCUUCCGGCCCUGAUAUAUCCCCCUCAUGUGGUGUCAGGAAUGGUACAGCCUCCGCCAUUCCACCAAGAAACACGACCGAGGUGCUCAAACUCCCAUCAGCUUUGGCACAGUCCGAGCCCUCCGAUCGGCCGCUUCCCAACACUCCGCAAAAUGCAUACAUGUCACAAGACAACAAAGUUCUAUAUCAAGAUUGUCGACCGACGGAUAGUUUGUCCUUCCACUUAUUUGCAAAGGGAAUGGUAGCACGAAUGGGGGAUUACUCCCGGCCAUCGGUGGCCCUUUUGGAUCGCCACAUUCGAGCUCUGGAUCACUUCUUGGACCGCCAAUUCUAUGAAGCCACUUCUGACGUCCAACGCCGAGACAUCGCUCUAGCGGGGCUAGCUAACCUGGUCCUUUGGCUGGGUUGGCUUCGCUCAGCUGAAUGCUUUGGCCUCAAUUGGGAAGACUGCUCCAUUCUGGAGCCUGAAGAUUAUGGGCAAGCGGACCUCCCAAGGAACUGUGGUAUGGUCACCUUCAGACUUAACCCAGUGACUAAAUCGGAACGCACCCGCACGGCCGAUGUCAUUAUCGCGCACACUACCCGGUCAGGCCUCUGUACCGGAAAGUGGUUCCGUCGGGCACUAUCGUACCGGGUCCGACGUACAGGGCCCGUUUUCUGCCAUGCCAAUGGCAUUGCAUGGACUUCUUUCUUCUUUCGCAGCACCUACCUUUAUCCGAGUCUCUACAAACAACGCCUGGAAGGUGACCCCCUCCUGCUACCUUUUGAUGGUACCCCUUCAAAUACCAUAGAAAGUCGCUUCUGGUCCCUCCACUGCUACCGCCGCGGUGGCCGCUCACAUGUCUCCCGAGGAGACACAUGCGGCGGUCGCCGUCUCACGAUUGCCUCUGAAACCCAGGUCUACAAACAUGGGCGUUGGCGCCUCCGCCGCUCCAACGAAAAAGUAGGCACGAGCUAUCGCAAAUGGAAACCUCGUGAGCGAGUCAAGAUCACCUUAUACUGUCACUGA